Molecule: messenger RNA, 3503 nt
Organism: Hirundo rustica (Barn swallow)
Lineage: Eukaryota; Metazoa; Chordata; Aves; Passeriformes; Hirundinidae
Product: lysine-specific demethylase 5C-like
Biological process (GO): chromatin remodeling
Cellular component (GO): nucleus
Molecular function (GO): histone demethylase activity
Source: RefSeq, a predicted model, not a curated record
ACAAGGAGGGUCCCGAGUGUCCCCCCACGGUGGUGGUGAAGGAGGAGCCGGCGCCGGAGCCGCCGCGGAGCUCUCCGGUGCCGCCGGGGCCGCGGGAGCGCGAGGAGCUGCGCCACAGCCCCGAGCCCUGCACCAAGAUGACGAUGAGGCUGCGCCGCAGCCACAGCAACAGCCAGUUCGUGGAUUCCUACGUGUGCCGCAUCUGCUCGCGGGGCGACGAGGACGACAAGCUGCUGCUGUGCGACGGCUGCGACGACAACUACCACAUCUUCUGCCUGCUGCCCCCCCUGCCCGAGAUCCCCAAGGGCAUCUGGCGCUGCCCCAAAUGCGUCAUGGCGGAGUGCAAGCGUCCCCCGGAAGCGUUUGGUUUCGAGCAGGCCACGCGGGAGUACACGCUGCAGAGCUUCGGGGAGAUGGCCGACGCCUUCAAGGCCGACUACUUCAACAUGCCCGUGCACAUGGUGCCCACGGAGCUGGUGGAGAAGGAGUUCUGGCGCCUGGUGAACAGCAUCGAGGAGGACGUGACGGUGGAGUACGGCGCCGACAUCCACUCCAAGGAGUUCGGCUCCGGCUUCCCCGUGCGCGACGGCAAGCGGCGCCUGUCCCCCGAGGAGGAGGAGUACGCGGGCAGCGGCUGGAACCUGAACGUGAUGCCGGUGCUGCAGCAGUCGGUGCUGUGCCACAUCAACGCCGACAUCUCGGGCAUGAAGGUGCCCUGGCUCUACGUGGGCAUGGUGUUCUCGGCCUUCUGCUGGCACAUCGAGGACCACUGGAGCUACUCCAUCAACUACCUCCACUGGGGCGAGCCCAAGACGUGGUACGGGGUCCCUUCGUUCGCGGCCGAGCACCUGGAGGAGGUGAUGAAGAAGCUGACGCCGGAGCUGUUCGAGAGCCAGCCCGACCUCCUGCACCAGCUCGUCACCCUCAUGAACCCCAACACGCUCAUGGCCCACGGCGUCCCCGUGGUGAGGACCAACCAAUGCGCCGGCGAGUUCGUCAUCACCUUCCCCCGCGCCUACCACAGCGGCUUCAACCAGGGCUACAACUUCGCCGAGGCCGUCAACUUCUGCACGGCCGACUGGCUCCCCGCAGGCAGGCAAUGCAUCGAGCACUACCGCCGCCUGCGCCGCUACUGCGUCUUCUCGCACGAGGAGCUGAUCUGCAAGAUGGCGGCGAGCCCCGAGAAGCUGGACCUGAACCUGGCGGCCGCCGUGCACAAGGAGAUGUUCGUGCUGGUGCAGGAGGAGAGGAAACUGCGCAAGGCCCUGCUGGAAAAGGGCAUCACGGAGGCGGAGCGCGAGGCCUUCGAGCUGCUGCCCGACGACGAGCGCCAGUGCGACAAGUGCAAGACGACGUGCUUCCUGUCGGCGCUGGCCUGCUACGACUGCCCCCAGGGCCUCGUCUGCCUCUACCACAUGGACGACCUCUGCAAGUGCCCCCGCAGCAAGCAGUACCUCAGGUACCGCUACACCCUGGACGAGCUCCCGGCCAUGCUGCACAAGCUCAAGGUGCGCGCCGAGUCCUUCGACACCUGGGCCAACAAGGUGCGCAUCGCCCUGGAGGUGGAGGACGGCCGCAAGCGCACGCUGGAGGAGCUGCGGGCGCUGGAGUCGGAGGCGCGGGAGCGCAAGUUCCCCGAGAACGAGCUGCUGCAUCGCCUCAAGGGCUGCCUGGGCCAGGCCGAGCGCUGCGUGUCCGAGGCGCUGGGGCUCAUCAGCUCCCAGGAGACCGGGGUCCCCGCGCCGGCGCUGACGCUGGAGGAGCUGCGGGCGUUCCUGGAGCAGAUGAACCAACUGCCCUGCGUCAUGCACCAGAUCGGGGACGUGCAGGCGCUGCUGGAGCGGGUGGAGGCGUUCCAGGCCGAGGCUCGCGCCGCUCUGGACGUUCCCCCGCCGGGCCCGGGCGCCCUGCAGGAGCUGCUGGAUCGCGGCGCCCGCCUGGGCGUGGAGGUGCCCGAGGGCCGGCGCCUGGAGCGGCAGCUGGCCCAGGCCGCCUGGCUGGAGGAGGUGACGGCCACCCUGCGGUCCCCCCGCGCCCGCGUCCCCCUGCCCGUCAUGCGCGGCCUGAUCCAGGCCGGCCGCACCGUGGCCCCCAGCCCCGCCGUGGACGUGGCCAUGGCCGAGCUGCAGGAGCUGCUGACCAUCGCCCAGCGCUGGGAGGAGAAGGCUCAGAUGUGCCUCGAGGCCAGGCAGAAGCACCCCCCGGCCACGCUGGCCGCCAUCAUCAAGGAGGCCGAGAACAUUCCGGCGCUGCUGCCCAACAUCCAGGCCCUGAAGGAGGCCCUGGCCAAAGCCCGCGCCUGGAUCGCCGACGUCGAGGAGAUCCAGAACGGUGACCACUACCCGUGCCUGGAUGACCUGGAGGGGCUGGUGGCCGUGGGCCGGGACCUGCCGGUGCGCCUGGAGGAGCUGCGGCAGCUGGAGGUGCAGGUCGGCACCGCGCACUCGUGGCGGGACAAAGCCUCCCGCACCUUCCUCAAGAAGAACUCCUGCUACACCCUGCUCGAGGUGUUGUGUCCCUGCGCCGACGCCGGCUCGGACAGCAGCAAGAGGCUCAAGUGGCGGCAGGAGCCGGGGUUGUACCGGCUGGACGCCGAGAGCUUGGGGCUGUCGGCGCAGGAUCUGCGGGAUCCCGGUGCUGUGAUCGUGGCGUUCAAGGAGGGCGAGCAGAAGGAGAAGGAGGGCAUGCUGCGUCUGCGCCACGCCAACUCUCAGAAAUCCGCUCCCCUCUGCCGGGCCCGGGCCCCCCCGUCCUGCGUCUGCGGGCAGCCGGCGGGGCCGGCCAUGCUGCAGUGCCAGCUCUGCCGGGACUGGUUCCACGGCUCCUGCGUCUCCUGGCCCCGCCUGGGCGCUCAGAAACCUUCGCCGGCCUGGUGGGAGUGGGACGCCAAGUUCCUGUGCCCGCUGUGCCAGCGCUCGCGGCGCCCGCGCCUCGAGACCAUCCUGGCCUUGCUGGUGGCCCUGCAGAAGCUGCCCGUGAGGCUGCCCGAGGGAGAGGCGCUGCAGUGCCUCACCGAGCGGGCCAUCACCUGGCAGGACCGAGCCCGGCAGCUCCUGGCGUCCCCGGACGUGGCCGGGCCCCUGGAGCGGCUGGCGGCGCUGCGGCACCGGCUGCACGGCGGCGACGGCGGCGACGGCGCCCUGCGCGAGGCCAGCUGCAACGAGCAGACCAAGGUGUCGGUGGAGAACGGGGACGCCCCCAGCCCGGAGAAGAACGGCCCCCUGCCCUCGGAGCUGGAGGCGCUGAGCGCGGCGCUGCUGGGGCUGGAACUCCCAGUGUCCUUGUGUGUCCCUGUGUGUCCCUGUGUGUCCCCGUGGUGUCCCCACGAUGUCCCCACCAUGUCCCCACAAUGUCCCUGUGUCCCUGCAGAGCUGGAGGCACUGAGCGUGGCGCUGCUGGAGCUGGAACCCCCCAUGUCCCUGUGUGUCCCCAUGUCCCCGUGGUGUCCCCACAAUGUCCCGGUGUCCCCGCAGAGCUGGAGGCGCUGAGCACGGUGCUGCUGG